UCAAAUAAGAUCGAGAAAGCAGUGUCUGCUGCCCAUACCUUCCUGCAGAAGAACCCCAAGCAUGAGAUGACCUUGAGGUACCUGAACUAUUACAAGACGAUGCUGGAUGUGGAUGAAUACCUGGUUGACCUGGAGGCUCAGCCCUACGAGCCGAUAUUCGUGCGGUCGGUGAAGCUCUACAACAAUGGGGAUUUCCGGAGCAGCGCAGCCGACAUGGAGCAGGCGCUGGCCGAGUACUACAAGGCGUAUGAGGACUGCCUGGCUGGCUGUGAGGGAGCCUACGAGCUGCAGGAGUUCAAGGACUUCUACCCUGCCAUCGCAGAUCACUUCGUGAGCGUGCUGCAGUGCAAGGUGGACUGUGAGACCGAGCUCACCCCCAACGUGGGUGGUUACUUUGUGGAGAAGUUUGUGGCCACCAUGUACCACUACCUGCAGUUUGCCUACUACAAGUUGAACGAUGUGCAGGACGCAGUGCGCAGCGUCUCCAGUUACAUGCUCUUCGACCCUGGUGACACGGUGAUGCAGCAGAACCUGGUGUACUAUCGCUUCCACCGCGAGCGCUGGCGCCUGCGGGAGGAAGACUUCGAGCCACGGCCGGAAGCUGUGAGGUACCACAACCAGACAGCUGCCCAGAAGAAGAUGCUGGAAUUCGCCCAGCAGUACCUGCAGGCUGAUGAUGAGAUGGAGGUGGAUGGUGGUGAGGGGAUGGAGACACCAGACCUGCCCUCCGACAGCGAGUUUGAGGGUGAAGGUGACUACGAGGAGGGCUUCUUCGCAGAGUGGUGGCAGGAGCCCAAGACCAAAGGGGACAAAGAUGACCAAGGUUCCUGA
Messenger RNA from Acanthisitta chloris (rifleman), 831 nucleotides. It is a transcript of the gene P3H4, whose product is annotated as leprecan-like 4. Gene Ontology annotation, biological process: peptidyl-lysine hydroxylation; collagen fibril organization. Gene Ontology annotation, molecular function: collagen binding; protein binding. The record is from RefSeq and is a predicted model, not a curated record. The annotation marks the transcript as partial. Gene Ontology annotation, cellular component: endoplasmic reticulum. The transcript has 6 exons. NCBI's taxonomy places the organism in Eukaryota, Metazoa, Chordata, Aves, Passeriformes, Acanthisittidae.